Larimichthys crocea (large yellow croaker) is the source of this 2051-nucleotide messenger RNA. RefSeq names its product cAMP responsive element binding protein 3-like 3a (gene creb3l3a). Gene Ontology annotation, molecular function: DNA-binding transcription factor activity, RNA polymerase II-specific; RNA polymerase II cis-regulatory region sequence-specific DNA binding. The transcript is spliced from 10 exons. The record is from RefSeq and is a predicted model, not a curated record. Gene Ontology annotation, cellular component: nucleus. Lineage: Eukaryota; Metazoa; Chordata; Actinopteri; Sciaenidae. Gene Ontology annotation, biological process: regulation of transcription by RNA polymerase II. The coding region runs from base 312 to 1610 and encodes 432 amino acids.
GGUGGUUUAUGUCUCACUGGAGACUUCAUGUCCUCUGUCUCAAGAUAGACCAACUUGUCAAGUUCCUUAAGUUGUGUACUCUUGGCUACCAAUCAGAGGAUAUCUACUCAUAGCCAAUGGGGACAAAGCAAGCAAGUUUGCUGGGUGUGUUGUGUUGGAGUUUAAACUUUGGACCUGAGAAGAAGAGCCGAGAGAUAUAGUAGAGACUCUUUGGAAACAGAGACAAAGGUACUACAAAAUAAACUGCGUAUUUUGGUUGGAUCUCUCUAGUUUUGGCGGCUUCCCUGGUGGUCCACCCAAGCAAGGAAACUAUGGAACAGUUCCGAGAUCAGGACUGUGAUGGCAUUGAGCUCCUUGACUGGCUGUUUGAUCAGAACGAUGGGAUUCUACGUCAUGAGGAGCCAGGACGCCAUGGCAACCAUCAUGCCUGGCCAACCCAAGACCCAAAUAUGCUGCAGCCACCCGGACAAGCAGAUGAUGACUUCCUCAAUGCCCUCUUGACUGGAAGUGAUUCUGUGACCGGCUCGCCUCUCUGGUCCCCUUCUCCCAGUGACAGUGGGAUCAGUGAGGACCCUCCAUCAGACCAGAUAGACAGUCCUCUGUGCCCUGAAAGCCCCCCAGAGGACACUCAGUACUUAGUAACAAGACCACAAUCUAAGGCAGCCCUGGAAGCCAGCAUCUCCAUUGACCUCAAUGGCUGGGAUCCCACCUUCCCAUCGGGUAGGACAAGGAUAACACAAUAUCCCUCAGAUGUACAUAAACCCCAGCUGUCCUCUGGCUUCCCGCUAACUGUCAAGGAUCUGCUACUGUCUGGCACACCGGAACCGCCUCCACACCCAUCCCAACAGUCCAUCCAAGAGUUGAUUCUCAAUGAAGAUGAGAAGAAGCUUUUAGCAAAGGAAGGCGUGACUCUACCCGGUCAACUACCUCUUACAAAGUAUGAAGAAAGGAUUCUGAAGAAAAUACGCAGAAAGAUUCGCAAUAAGCAGUCUGCCCAGGAGAGCAGGAAGAAGAAGAAGGAGUAUAUUGAUGGGCUGGAGAGCAGGAUGGCUGCCUGCAAUGCACACAACCAGGAACUGCAGAGGAAAGUGUCCCAGCUGGAGAAAUGCAACAUGUCACUAAUGGAACAGCUUCGCAGGCUGCAGGCUCUCGUCAUGAAUACAUCCAACAAGCCAGCUCAGACUGGGACAUGUGUACUGGUGCUCCUGCUGUCCUUCUCCCUGAUCCUGUUCCCCAGCCUCAAGCCCUUCUCUGACACCAAGGUCAGCCAAGGAGACUUCAGUCCAGUCAGAAUCCAGUCACGGUCCCUGCAGAACCUUCAGGCUUCCCGUGUGCUGCAUGUCACUGACCAUCCCUUCUCCGCCGAGGAUGAAUCAAAGCCUCUGCACCAGCAUUUCACAGGAGAUCGGGAAUUGGAUGAUAUUGCUGCACUGAUGGGAAAGUUAGGGGUGAACCAAGACCAGUCCAGUUUGGAGCCAGUGUCACUAAACAACAGUCAAGAAGAACGGAUGGGUCAUUUUCAUGUAGACCCAAUUACCGGUCACAUAGCUACUUUGACCUUGGAUCCUCACCAAUCUGCCAGGCUGCGACCGCAUGCUGAUGACAUGUAAACGAAAUGAAUAAAUUAUCCUCACAUAAAUUCCUCAUGGUAGAGCAAGGGAUUAUCUGGGGCUGCUGUUUGCACAGACAGGGGAAUUAAGUUUAAAUCAUUCCUGUUUUGCCUUUAAUAUUUGUGUAGUCUGUAUUCCGUUUCCUUAUUUACUGUUUUAUAUAUCAGUAUAUAGAUUUUGAAUCUUACUCAUGUUCUUCAAUCUUAAACAUACUGUCAAGAUAAACUGAGCAUCUUUUGCCUUCUGGCUUUGAUAAAAUGCCAGUGUAAAUUAAUGUGUGUGCCAAUGUCAAAAACUGGGUAAAUAGAGUGUGAUUAUAUGUACAAUUUUGAUCUGAAUUGAUAAUUUUUCAAACGGAUUUUGAAAACAUGUUUUCAUUGAUUGGAUUUGUUUAGAUUCAUUCAUGGGUAGAAUUGACUCAAAUAAAAGAUGACAAUAUAA